GCUGUCGAGGUCGUCCAAGAUGGCGGACACCACCGGAUGCCCGAGCGCCGCGCCGAUCACCAUGAAGCUCCUGGUGGACUCGAGGCCGCCGCGGCCGCGCGUGGUGUUCGCGGAGGCCGGCAAGGACGCCGUCGACUUCCUCUUCUCGCUCCUCACCCUCCCGGCCGGCACGGCGGUGAGGCUGCUGGGGAAGGAGUCCAUGGCGGGCAGCGUCGGCAACCUCUACGCCAGCGUGGAGCGGCUCGAGGGCAGCUACCUCCGGCCCGGCUUCGCCAAGGACGCCCUCCUCUGCCCCGCCGCGCAGGCGAGCCCGCUCCUCCGCCUGCCGGCGCCGCCGGCCCCGGCCCCGAGGAGCUUCUUCACCUGCGGCGCCAUCAACCACUUCAACUACCAAGGCUGCCGCGGGUACGUGUCCGACGCGAGGGGCGCCCGGUGCCCGUCCUGCGGGAACGAGAUGGCGACCGAGUCCCAGUACGUGCCGCCGCCGGCGACGGCGUCCGCCCAGCAGCAGCAGGAGCAGAGCGCCGUGAAAGGGUUCGUGCAGGGGGCCGUGACGUACACGGUGACUGACGACCUGGCCGUGACGCCCAUGUCGGCCAUCUCCAGCAUCGCGCGGCUCGGCGCGCUCGCCGCCGUCGGGGGCCUCGCCGCGCUCCAGGAGAAGACCGUGCAGCUCGGGUACAAGGAAGGCCUGGAGAUCCUCAAGGCCUCGCUGCGGUCCAAGACUGUCCUCACGGACGUCUUCCUCUGCACCGGCGGCAAGAAGCCUCCUCCGUCGUCCAAGAACGGCAACGGCAACGGCGGCACAAGAUACGAGUGUCUCGCCUGGCGUGUUUGAGUGCGUGAAGCCUUCACUGUUUGGACGUGCAGCUUCAUCUUCAUCUAACGGAUCAAAGCCACAAAAUGGAACAAAGUGAUCACAGGCAUACACAUGUCCACCUAUCAUCAGGGGAUUUAUUAUCUUAAAAGUAUAUACAUUUUAGCAAUAAUGCUUGAUGUAUAUAUCCAGCUUGAAUUUUCUAAAAUGUUUUAGAUAGUUUUUCGAAUGGUAUGUACUGAAAUUCAUGACAUGGUGUGUAAUAGUUUACAAAUAGAUGAUUAACUGGAAAAUUGAAUAUUCCUGAAUGGUAUGGAAUAACUAAUUAAGUGGAAUAUUUUUUCA
Triticum aestivum (bread wheat) is the source of this 1162-nucleotide messenger RNA. RefSeq lists its product as uncharacterized. The coding region runs from base 20 to 838 and encodes 272 amino acids. NCBI's taxonomy places the organism in Eukaryota, Viridiplantae, Streptophyta, Magnoliopsida, Poales, Poaceae. The transcript has a single exon. The record is from RefSeq and is a predicted model, not a curated record.